Penicillium lagena is the source of this 1263-nucleotide messenger RNA. Its product is annotated as FAD-dependent oxidoreductase. Bases 1 to 1263 code for a protein of 420 amino acids. The record is from RefSeq and is a predicted model, not a curated record. The transcript has 2 exons. Gene Ontology annotation, molecular function: FAD binding. NCBI's taxonomy places the organism in Eukaryota, Fungi, Ascomycota, Eurotiomycetes, Eurotiales, Aspergillaceae.
AUGGAUUUGCGACCAUCCAUCGCAAUUAUCGGUGCUGGGCCGAGUGGUCUUCUCUUCGCACGGCUAUUAGAAGUGAACGGAAUGGCGAACUACGUCAUUUAUGAGCGCGAUGAAUCUUCCACUUCUGGUCCUUGGCAGCAAGGCGGUUCCCUGGACCUCCAUGGCCCAUCAGGCCAACUCGCCCUCAAAGAAGCAGGCUUAUUCGAUGAAUUCAGCAAAGUCUAUGGACGCUGGGACGCCUCAAAGAUACACAUUGUCAGAGAUUCUGGAGAAACGGUUGGACGUUUUGGUGAAGGUCGUGAUGCUCCAGAGAUCGAUCGCCUGCAGUUACGCCGGCUUCUACUUGGGUCCAUACCUGCGCACAAAAUUCGAUGGGGCCACAGCGUGCAUUCCAUCGAGAGAAAAGAGACCAAGAGUCCUACGGGAAGGGAUAAUGGAUGCAUUAUCCAUUUUACCAAUGGCAGCUCAACUACUGGUUUCAACCUUAUUGUCGGGGCUGACGGGGGUUGGAGCAAAGUCCGUCCUUUGAUUACAUCUGCAAAGCCGGUUUAUUCUGGAAAAAUGUACAUCGAAGGCAAGAUCUCUCACAGCAACCCGAGUUACAACAUAGCCAACGAAUUGGCCGGACCGGGAAUGAUGAUGGCGAUAGGGCAAUGGAAGAGCUUGGCAUUGCAGCAGGGGGCAGACGGCACAUACAGAAUAUACUUUGGUCUUAUAGUACCAGAAAACUUUUACCACCACCGCGAUGGCAAUGCUGUGGAAAGAACUGAAGCUGUGCGACAGCUGAUACUAUCGUCGGAUAAAUUUUACGGAAAUUGGGCAUCAAAACUCAAAACUAUUGUCACGAAUGCCGAGGGUCCUUUCCGUGCUUGGAUCUUGCACCACUUGAAGGCAGAAGACGUUGGUUGGAAACGUGAUGCAGCUCCAGGGGUGACGCUACUCGGGGAUGCAGCGCAUCUUUCAACUCCAUUUGUGGGAGAGGGAGUCAAUUGUGCCAUGCACGAUGCUGUACUUCUGGCUAAAUACCUUUUCGAGGAGUGCGAAAGAGACUGGAGUCUCGGAAAUGUACGAGAAGCGAGUCUGGAAAGGGCCUUAGCUUCAUAUGAAGAGGGUAUGUUCGAACGCGGCCAGGACCUGAUCCGACGCAGCACGGAGAGUGAAGCAGUCCUUUUCAGUGAGAAUGCAGUGGAGCGAGUUCUCGGGUUUGUCAGUGGUGAGCACGAGGAAAUGCUGUAUGAUGUGAAGACAUCUGGUCGCAAAUAA